AUGGACGCCUCCUCCCUCCGCAUCUCCAAGUUCGAUGGAACUAACUUCCACGCCUGGAAGUUCAAGAUGCAGAUGGUGCUGGAGGAACGGGACCUAUGGGAGGUCGUCAGCGGUGAGAUCAAGGCGGAACAGUGCGAGACUCAGUUGGACCAAGCGACGUACAAGAGGAAGUCAAGAAAGGCGAUGGCAGUGAUCUGUCUAGCCAUGGAAGAUUCCCAGCUACCGUUGGUCCGGUCGGCAAGUGGUGCAUGCGACGCAUGGUCAAGGUUGGAAGACCACUUCGAGAAGAAGAGUCUUGCCAACAAGCUGUUCUUGCGCCGUCGCUUCUUCACGACAAUGAUGGAAGAAGGCGACGAUGUGCUCGAACACAUCAACAAGCUCAAGACGCUGGCGGAACAGCUAGAAGCGGUGGGGGCUCCAGUCUGCGAGGACGAUCUGGUGAUCACACUCCUCGGCAGCCUGAGUGACUCGUAUCAAUUCUUGAUCAUAGCUUUGGAGUCGCGCUCAGACACUCUUAGCUGGGAGCUCGUGACGUCUCGACUGCUUCAUGAAGAAAUGAAGCGGAAGGAGCAAGGAAGUAAAGGUGAUGAAGCUUCGCAAGGUCAAGCGUUCAUCACAAGGGACAAUCAGCGCAAAGGGCGACCAGUGAAGAAGUCCUGGCCGUGCCACAAUUGCGGAAAGAUUGGUCACUGGAUGGCGGAGUGCCCCUCGCGCAUCCAAGAAAACACGGAGAGACACCGGCCACAGCGUGCUCAAGACAGCGGCGACCGCUAUCGAUCACAACGUGCAAACGUCGCUCAAGAAGAAGACUCGGGCGACUACCUCUUUUCGAUCGGUGAAACGACAUCUGCGAAAUCGAGCGACAUCUGGCUGGUCGACUCCGGGGCGACGCAGCACAUGACGUGCUCCAAGAAGUUCAUGCGGAACUACAAGGGGUUUGAUGAUGAACUUUAG
This is a messenger RNA of Peronospora matthiolae, 954 nucleotides long. Lineage: Eukaryota; Oomycota; Peronosporomycetes; Peronosporales; Peronosporaceae. The record is from the annotation of a GenBank genome assembly.